CGCUCCAAUUUCCCCCACCCCCCCGAACCCUAUCCAUUCCGCCGGCGGCGCAGCAGCACCAGCACCGGCACCGGCAUCCGCACCCGAAGAUGGUGAAGUUCCUGAAGCCCGGCAAGGCGGUGAUCCUCCUCCAGGGUCGCUUCGCCGGAAGGAAGGCGGUGAUCGUGCGCGUGUUCGAGGAGGGCACCCGCGACCGCCCAUACGGGCACUGCCUCGUCGCCGGGCUCGCCAAGUACCCCAAGAAGGUGAUCCGCAAGGACUCGGCCAAGAAGACGGCCAAGAAGUCGCGCGUCAAGUGCUUCCUCAAGCUCGUCAACUUCACCCACCUCAUGCCCACCCGCUACACCCUCGAUGUCGACUUCAAGGACGUCGCCUCGGGUGGGCCCGACGCGCUCGCCACCCGCGACAAGAAGGUGGCGGCGUGCAAGGCGGCCAAGGCGCGCCUCGAGGAGAGGUUCAAGACCGGCAAGAACAGGUGGUUCUUUACCAAGCUCCGCUUCUGAGCACGGGCCUUCUUAGAUGUUGAUUUCUUGGUAUCAGGCACGUAUUAUGCAAUCUCUGUUUUGGUAUUGUCCAUGAAGACUUCAUGCUUAGUGUUAUGGAUCUUGGAGAGGAGUUUAAUUAAGACAUGGUGAUGUUUCAUGUGUUAAAUUAUGUUAAGGACAUAGAUCUGGUUGAAAUUUUGUUGAGAAUCACUGUUUGAGGAUGUGCUAUGAUUAAAUUGUUUAGUCUUAAGGGUCUC
Messenger RNA from Phragmites australis (common reed), 742 nucleotides. RefSeq names its product large ribosomal subunit protein eL27x-like. Bases 90 to 503 code for a protein of 137 amino acids. Gene Ontology annotation, biological process: translation. The record is from RefSeq and is a predicted model, not a curated record. The transcript has a single exon. Gene Ontology annotation, molecular function: structural constituent of ribosome. Lineage: Eukaryota; Viridiplantae; Streptophyta; Magnoliopsida; Poales; Poaceae. Gene Ontology annotation, cellular component: ribosome; cytosolic large ribosomal subunit.